UUCGUUUCAAUUCUCACAAUUCUAAUUCUCUCUUUGUUUUUCUCUCUCGCGAUGGCUCCCGUUAUUGGCGUCAACGGCGGUGCUGGCGGUCUCAUUCUGAGUUUCGGCGAGAUGCUGAUCGACUUCGUGCCGACGGUAUCCGGAGUGUCCCUGGCGGAGGCUCCUGGAUUUUUGAAGGCGCCUGGAGGUGCUCCAGCGAACGUGGCCAUCGCCGUGACAAGGCUUGGUGGAAGAUCUGCGUUUGUUGGGAAGCUCGGCGACGACGAGUUCGGGCACAUGCUGGCCGGGAUCUUGAAGGAGAACGGCGUGCGCGGCGACGGAAUCACCUUCGACGUUGGUGCCAGGACGGCUCUGGCCUUCGUCACGCUCCGCGCAGACGGAGAGCGUGAGUUCAUGUUCUACCGGAACCCUAGCGCCGACAUGCUGCUGAAGCCGGAGGAGCUCAACCUCGAGCUCAUUCGAUCCGCAAAGGUGUUCCACUACGGAUCCAUAAGCUUGAUAGUGGAGCCAUGCAGAUCGGCGCAUUUGAGGGCGAUGGAAGUGGCGAAGGAGGCCGGAGCACUGCUCUCGUACGAUCCCAACCUCCGGCUGCCACUGUGGCCGUCGGCGGAGGAGGCGCGUGAGCAGAUCAUGAGCAUCUGGGAGAAGGCGGAGGUGAUCAAGGUCAGUGACGUUGAGCUGGAGUUUCUCACCGGCAGUGAUAAGGUGGAUGACGAGACAGCGUUGUCGCUUUGGCACCCUGGCUUGAAGCUUUUUCUGGUGACCCUUGGGGAAAAGGGCUGCAGAUACUACACCAAGAAUUUCCAUGGAGCUGUAGAGGGAUUUCAUGUCAAAACGGUGGAUACAACUGGUGCUGGGGACUCAUUUGUCGGUGCCCUUCUAUGCAAAAUUGUCGAUGACCAAUCUGUCCUCGAAGACGAGGCAAGGUUGAGAGAAGUCCUGAAGUUUGCAAAUGCAUGUGGAGCCAUUACAACUACAAAGAAAGGAGCUAUCCCCGCUCUUCCUGCCGAGGCUGACGUCCUCUCCCUACUCCAUGGCGCGUAGACACACUUUCCCAUUUUCCUUUUCCUUUGGCUUUUUAGUUUUUAUUUUUCUUUUCUUUAAAUAGUCUGGGUUUGGGUUUCCAUUUCAAGUUGAACAGGAGUUGCUUGCAAUUCAAUUAAAAAGGAGGAUCUCCGAUCUCUCUGAGUUUUUUGUUUUUUUUUGUUUUUCUCUCUCUCUCUCUCUAAAAUCCCUCUCAAUGUAAUGAUGGAAGACCGUGCUUCUAAGGUAUAAAUAAAUUUCUCUUUCAUGUUUGGCAUUUGCUCUA
Molecule: messenger RNA, 1309 nt
Organism: Vitis riparia (riverbank grape)
Lineage: Eukaryota; Viridiplantae; Streptophyta; Magnoliopsida; Vitales; Vitaceae
Product: probable fructokinase-4
Exons: 4
Coding region: 52-1044 (330 amino acids)
Biological process (GO): fructose metabolic process
Cellular component (GO): cytosol
Molecular function (GO): fructokinase activity
Source: RefSeq, a predicted model, not a curated record